Molecule: messenger RNA, 2776 nt
Organism: Physcomitrium patens
Lineage: Eukaryota; Viridiplantae; Streptophyta; Bryopsida; Funariales; Funariaceae
Source: RefSeq, a predicted model, not a curated record
UUCGCUAAGUUGGAUGUUUCUUUGGCUUCGAAUUGCCGCACCAGUCUCAUGUUGCCGAUAAACUGGCGGACAGAUGAAGACCCAUUUGUUUUAACUGAAAUUAGAGAUCUACAGAUGAAGACCCAGAUGUUGGGUGACAGAGGGGAGAUGGUUUUUGGGAAAAUGGGUGGAGUCGGGAUUGAUGGUCGCCCGUGAGCUGGACGUGGCGGCUUUCUUUAGCACGGGUAAUCAGCGGCUGCUUUUUCACCUUUGCUCCCUCUGUGGUUUACUCAGAGGGAAAGCAGCUCCUUCGCCUCUUAGGAUGAGUUGUUCCUCGGCUGGGGUGGUUUGGAGCUUUCUAGUUUCUUAGGUAGAAAUGCCUCGAGGACAGUGUCAUCUCCUUAAGUUUUGGGCAUCCAGCCCCAUGUCUGACCCCCGCGGUGGACUUGGCGAGCUCGCUCGAUGAUCCCUGUUUAAUCGUUCAAGGCUACGUCUGGUAUAAUUGCUGUGCACGAGGUAUACACGGUUAUGGUGCGGCCAGAAGGGCACAUUUAUAUUCGGAUCGUGUUACACGGGCAAGCCUUGUGGCUCUGUCGCUCCUCAUUUUGAUAGGUGCAUCGGAGUCACUCGGUUUCGUGUGGAGUGAGCUUAGUCUGUCUCAGUUGGAGUAGGCAAGAUUGGUAGCCAGGGAACAGCAGGCGCCUUUUCUUCUCAUUCUCCUUCUUCCCCUUCUUUUGUGAACAGUGCAAGUAGUUGGUCGAUCACUAGUUUCGUCGGAGGUUAGCAGCGAUUUGUCAAUUUGACUGAGAGGCCUCGCCUUAUCAGUUGUUUGUGAGGAUACUUUUGACGCGUCUUUAUGUUGUAGGCCCUUGUGUGUUUAAGACACGCACGGCUCUAGUUAUGUGAAUUUUGUUGGGGACGAAAUGAUGUCCCCUUUCGAGGAUAACCCAACCUCACGUUUUUACCUCUGCAUUGUUCUCAAUCAACCAAUUGAUAGAGUGCCCCUUUCCGAAGUGUCUGUACGCUGUGCAACUGCAGCGUAGGUCCAGACCCUUGAUGUCGGAGUUCACAUGACUAACUGGUGUCUUGUGAACAAAAUCCUUCGACAUUCAAUUGCAUCACAGUGUUGGAUUUGCUUGUAACUGGAGGAAUUUGCUCACAUUAAUACCAAUUUCCAGCAAGUACGGGAUGUUUUUUUUGUGUUGUUUUCAGAGGGACCGAAACUAGAUCUACUCUGGUCCUGGGUUUGAGUCGGCGUCUUAAGUACUCUGACUGACUAGGUCAACAUUUUCUCUCUACGCGAUUGUUUAUUUUGUACACAUUGGAAAUAAUAGUCUCUGCUUGCUAUAUACUUGGGAAAGUAUGGGGCGCAUCAUGUUUUCUUGCAUUACGCCCGAGGAUGAUUGCGUGCGGGUUGUUUAUCCUGACGGUCACGUCGACAAUUUGAGCAGAACUUGCAGCGUGUAUGAGCUGCUCCUAGGUAAUCCAGAUUACUUUGUUUGCGGGUGCACCCCGUACACACUUACGAAUCGUAUGGCAGAAGAUGAGCAGCUUGAGAAAGGAUUUACGUACUUCGUUUGCGCUUCGCCGAAUGCCCAGCCAUUCCUGGAGCCAAAGAAAGCGUACAGAGGGUCGAGAAUCUUGCCUCGUUUUCCAAGACAUGGGGUUCAAGGAAGAGAAUUGCGAAGUCCUUCACAUACAAGCAACACGCAGUCGCGCAAAGUAUUUGAUUUGCACGCGGCUACGAUGCAGCUCGAAUCCUUCAAGAGCGCAGGGGCGCCCCGAAGUCCACAUCAUCACCUUGCAAUAGACAGACCACCGAAGCACCUCAAACUCGUCUUCUUCCGUCACUGUUUACAAUCGCUCAGGCUGCCUGGGCACUAUGGGGAGCUGCUGGAUUCAUCUCUAUCCCCACAUUCUGAUAAAAUUCCAGAACCUGCACCAGCCAUGACAGACGAGGUUCAUGCCAUUUUAAAGAGUGCUGCCAGAUCUGAAUUAGGGAUUCAUGUUUCAAGGAGGCAGGAAUUCUAUCUCAGGAGGGCGCGAAGACGUCGUAGGACCAUGUGGAAGCCGGUGUUACAGAGUAUCUCUGAGACGAUGCCUGUUGUAGAAUUUCUUGCGCCAGCAGCUUCUCAAGAGAGUGAUUGUUUGUCCAAGAGAUUCUCUCCACCUCGGCCAUCUCCACCCCGACCAGUUAAGAAUAUCUCACCGCCCCGUUACCCAGUAAAUACAACUCCAUCAAAGAGCGUUACACCACCAGAAUUGCUGGCAGCUGGGCCAAGGGUCUGUACCGCACCUCGGCCGCAGAGAAAACCAACCAACCAAAGGUCUCUGUACACGGCCUAGUACACAAUUUUACUGAUAUGGCGGACCAGGAGGUAUUCUUCACGUUGGAAGAAAAAGGUAUAACGAACACAGCGUGGAAAGUUCAAUGUCAGGCUCUACCUUUUGGACCCCUGGGGUGUACUUUUCGAAACAACGAGUCCGCAUGUCACGGGAGGGAUCUGCAGAUGAUUUUGCGUCGUCAGACCACUCACGGUUGCAAUUGAACCUCUGACACCUGAAAACAAGUAGAAAGAAGAAAAGAUAAUUACAAAAAUAAUUAAUCAAUCAAUCAUACAAUUUAAAAAAAUUCUAUAUGUAUAUCCAAAUUAAACUAAACAACUACAAGGCAAAAACCACAAAGUAUAUUAGCAUAUUCAAUGCAUAAUAGCUUGGAUGGACCAUCAAGGACACACAAUUGUAAAAUUUCCAAGUAUCUUCUUAAAAGGUAUAUUAGUCCAGUAAUUCCAAUUUA